UCUAUUAUCAUUGACUUUCAAAUUGUUUGAUGAGGUUUAAGUUGCAUACAGUAUAUAUUAAUAUUUUCGAAUUUAUGUAGAGGCAUUAUGUACUAGAUCCCUACAUUGAAAAACAUGUUAGGAAAGCCGGUGAAACCAACUUUCAUAACCCAUAACAUGUGGAGAAACUUUAAAUAAAUAAACAAAAUCGUGGGAAGGGUGCCAUAACUCAUAAUGGUUGUUUUAUCUGAACUUCCAGAAGCAUCUUCAUCUUCUUCAUCAGCUCGUGUUCCUACUUCAUCAACUCAUGGUCAUAAUUCAUCAACUGAUGGUUAUAGAUAUGAUGUAUUUUUAAGUUUUAGAGGUGUUGACACUCGUCAUAGUUUCACUGAUCACCUUCAUAAGGCCCUCAUUGAUGCUGGUAUCAAUACCUUCUUGGAUGAUGAAGAGAUUGAAACAGGGGAAGAUCUUAAACCAGAACUGGAGAGUGCAAUUAAGGCGUCUCGGGCUUCUAUUAUUGUGAUGUCUAAGAAUUACGCUACUUCAACAUGGUGCCUCGAUGAAUUGGUGUUGAUCCUUGAGCAGUGUAUGACAUCCAAUCAUAUUGUCAUCCCAAUAUUUUAUCAUGUGGAGCCCACGCAUGUGAGGAAGCAACAAAGUAGCUUUGGAGAUGCAAUGGCUAAGCAUAAACAGACAAUGGAGGCUGAGACAGAUGCAAAUAAAAGAAGUCAAUGGGCUCAAAAGAUCGACAGAUGGAAUAAAUCGCUUACACAAGUUGCUGAUUUAAAAGGGAAUGAUAUAAAUGGCAGGUCCGAGACACAGUUUAUUGAAGAAAUUGUGAAGGAUAUCCACCGUAGAUUACAUUUACACGUAAGGAGCGUUCGACCACAACUUAUUGGGAUGGAAAAUCAUAUUAACUUUGUAACUUCAUGGUUGAAAGAUGGAUCCUCACAUACGGUAGACGUACUUACUAUUUAUGGUAUAGGUGGGAUCGGGAAGACAUCUUUAGCAAAAUAUGUCUAUGGGCUAUAUUCUCAUGAAUUCAACACAAGCAGCUAUAUUGAAAAUAUCACUAGGAAAUGUGAUGGAAAGUUUAAUGGGUUGCUUGAUUUACAAGAACAACUCUGUAAGGACAUUUCAAAAACAAGUUCAAUUAAAGUUCAUGAUGUUUCAGUAUACACCGCAAAGAUAGAGAAUGCAUUAGCCCGUAAAAGGGUGUUUCUAGUUCUUGAUGAUAUCAGUACUCAUGUUCAGUUGGAUGCAUUACUUGGAAGCAAAGGCUUUCAUCCCGGAAGCAAAGUUAUAAUUACAACAAAGGACAGUUGGUUGACUGAGAGUUGUUCUUUAUUUAAAACAAACAUUAAACCCAAACAUGAAAGACAUUUGCUUCGAGGCUUAGAUGAUUUUGCAUCACAACAACUUUUGUGGUCCCAUGCAUUCACGUGCAAUCAACCCAAGGCGGGAUAUGAAGAGGUGUCUGAUAAGCUUGUUAAGUAUUGUGAAGGACAUCCAUUGGCUCUUGAAGUUUUGGGAAAGUCUUUGUAUAAUCGAGAUGUAGCUUAUUGGGAAGGGUGCAUCGAAGGGUUAAAGAAAGAAAUUAGUUCCCCUAUAAAUAAUGUCUUGAAAAUGAGCUUCGACUCCUUGCCAUACGAAAAUGAUAAGGAGUUGUUUAAGCAUAUUGCUUGUUUUUUUGUUGGAAUAGAUAGAGAUGUUACCGAAACAAUAUUAGAGGCAUGUGAUAUAAACACAAGAUCCGGGAUCACGAAUCUCAUUGACAGAUGUUUUCUUAGUAUAGGAUGGAAUAAUGAAUUGGAGAUGCAUCAGUUGGUUCAAGAGAUGGGAAGAUUUGAAGUACGUCAAGAAUCAAUUGACAAGCCAUGGAAGCGAAGUCGAUUAUGGUGCCAUAAGGAGUCAUUCAAAGUGUUGAAACAAAAAAAGGGUAAGGGAAAUCUACUAGGCCUUACCCUUGACAUGCGCAUGCUUGAGAAAGAGAAGUUGGGUGUAUCCGGCUUGAGAAGAGGCAAAAGUUGGAUGAAUCGUGCUUAA
Lactuca virosa is the source of this 2025-nucleotide messenger RNA. The record is from the annotation of a GenBank genome assembly. NCBI's taxonomy places the organism in Eukaryota, Viridiplantae, Streptophyta, Magnoliopsida, Asterales, Asteraceae.